GAGAACUAUGCAACCAAAUAGAGGUCUGCGCUCAAGAUAAUAAAUAUUAGAAUAAAAGGAGCGCUUUUAUUUCCCAUAUGACAAAAUGUCCGUGGCGUUUUCAUCGGCGCGCCCCAGGAGUAAAGGGGAGGUGACACAGCAAACCAUUCAAAAGAUGCUGGAUGAAAAUCACCAUUUAAUACAGUGUAUUAUGGAUUACCAAAGCAAAGGCAAGGCAGCAGAAUGCACACAGUAUCAGCAGAUUCUGCACAGGAAUCUUGUUUACUUGGCCACAAUAGCAGAUUCAAAUCAAAAUAUGCAGUCUCUACUACCUGCGCCUCCAACUCCCAAUACGUCCAUGAGCCAGAGUGGGGGACAUGCUCCGAGCAACCUCAAUGACAACAUGGCACCAGGGCUGCCCCCCACAUCCAUGAUACAGAGCCAAAUGACCAAUGGCCCCAGCCAUGUCCCCAUGCACCCACAGACUGCUCAGGUGCAGCCGGCUGCGCCCCCCACCAGCAGCUAUGGUAGCCUGGUCUCCGCCUACAACCACGCUGCUCCCUCCUCCCAGGGCAGCAUGAACCACGGCCAUGGGCCUGCUUAUGGCUCUUCCUCCUCUUCUUCUGCCACAUGCUCAUCCUCCUCCUCCUCCUCCUCCUCCUCCUCCUCCCGCAACAACCUCAACAUGCAGUCCAGCCAAGCCUCCAUGAUGCACCAACAAUCCGCCAACCCACUCUACUCCUCAGCCCAGGCUGGGAGCCAACAUUAUCAGGGACAGCAGGCAAUGGGCAUGAUGGGUCAGGGCAGUCAAGGAAACAGCAUGAUGUCUCAGAGGCCAUUGGGAUCUUACCGCUCCUCUCAGCAAGGAUCUUCACAGCAGUACAUGGGACAAGACGAGUUCUACGGAGAGCAGUAUGGACACACUCAGAGCUCCAUCGAGCCCAUAAACCAGCAGUAUUACCCUGAUGGACAUGGGGAAUACUCAUAUCAACAGCCAUCAUAUGGUGAACAGGGUUAUGAAAGGUCAUUUGAUGAGUCCUCACAACAUUAUUAUGAAGCAGGAAACGGUCAGUACAGUCAGCAGCAGCCGCCGUACCAGCAGAGCUCUGGACAGCAGCAGCCGCAGCAGCAGCCCUUCAGCCAGCAGCAGUAUUCUUCUCAGGGCUUCAGUGGGCAGCCACAGGGAUACGUCCCUAGCCAGGGAGGAUCAACUCAGUAUUCCCAGUAUCAGCAGGGUUCGAGCCAACAGUAUGGUUCCUAUCGUUCUUCCCAGGGAGAUCCUGGACGACAAGUGCAGCGGCCCUACGCCUAUGAACAGGGCCAGUACGGAAAUUAUCAACAAUGA
Menidia menidia (Atlantic silverside) is the source of this 1324-nucleotide messenger RNA. NCBI's taxonomy places the organism in Eukaryota, Metazoa, Chordata, Actinopteri, Atheriniformes, Atherinopsidae. The record is from the annotation of a GenBank genome assembly.